UACCAACUCCGCAAUCGGGAGCUGCUUUUCCCUCCUCAAACAAACUCAGUUCACUCCGUUCUCGUCCCAAAGUGUAUUUGAGCUUCUAUUUGUUCUAUCGUCAACAUGUCAGCCAUUGGACCCUUUGCGGAGCCAGCACCAGGAUGCAAGCCUGCAGCUCCCCCAGCCUUGACUGCAGACCAACAGGCUAAAUAUGAGCAAUUCCUCACCGACGUUCGCUCUUGGGAAUCUCUCCCCACCACAUCAGCAAAGAAUGCCGAAUCUACACCGUUAUCAGACGGUGAGCGCAUGUGGCUUACCCGCGAGUGCCUGCUCCGCUACCUCCGCGCGACCAAAUGGAAUCUCGCCCAGGCAACGACCCGACUACGCUCAACGCUGAUAUGGCGCCGUGAAUACGGCACCGAUAAAUUCACUGCAGAUUACAUUUCCGAAGAGAACGCAACCGGCAAGCAGGUCCUUCUAGGCUUCGAUAAGGAGGGCAGACCAUGUCUGUACUUGCUGCCGCAGAACCAGAAUACCAAGGAUACACCCAAGAGAGUGGAGCAUCUGGUCUACAUGCUGGAACGCACCAUUGAUGUGCAUCCGCCGGGACAGGAAAGUUUGGCCUUGUUGAUCGACUUCAGGAAUACUGGAGCGGGUGGGACGCCGAGCUUGGGCACGGCCAAGCAAGUGCUUGACAUUUUGCAGAACCACUACCCAGAGCGAUUGGGCAGGGCGCUGCUCACACACUUGCCCUGGUACGUAACCGCCUUCCUCCGCGUCGUUAACCCCUUCAUCGACCCCAUCACCAAGACAAAAAUAAAGCAAAACGAGCCUCUGCCCGACCACGUUCCCUCAUCACAACUCAUGAAAGUCUCCGGUGGCGACGUCGAUUUCAAAUACGAUCAUGCUGUCUACUGGCCUGCUCUUGAGAAGCUUGCAGCAGAGAGAAAACAGCAGAGGACAGUGCGAUGGGAGCAGGGAGGGAAGCUAGUCGGAGAGAGCGAGAUAUACCUGUGGGGUGGAGAGGAAGGUAGCGUUGGUGGAGGCGCGGCUCCCCAAGAACAUGCCGCAAACGGGACGGCGAAUAUUCCAGAAAACAGUAGCAACGAAGCUACGGCAGUCGGCGAGGCCAAUGGAUCGGCCAAGGACGAUGCUACCCUCGCUAAUGGCAUCAACAAGCUUGAUGUAAACGAUAGCGAAGAUACCAGGAAGGUUCAGGGACAGGCUGUUCCAGCCGUAGCAUAGGCUGAAGACUAGCUUCUCUACGCACUUGUGCAUAGCAUAUUCAAUAGACCUUAGAUGGAUGUCUCUAAUCCACUAAAGCUUCAGCCUCGCAGUAUGUCCGAGAGGUUCUUAGUAGUGCGGAGGCGAUCCGUAAGCAAGUGCUUUUGUACAGCUUUCCUUUCCUUGCUGUUUAAAAAGAUUUGCAAG
This is a messenger RNA of Cucurbitaria berberidis CBS 394.84, 1413 nucleotides long. Its product is annotated as CRAL/TRIO domain-containing protein. Lineage: Eukaryota; Fungi; Ascomycota; Dothideomycetes; Pleosporales; Cucurbitariaceae. The record is from RefSeq and is a predicted model, not a curated record. The transcript has 2 exons. The coding region runs from base 106 to 1227 and encodes 373 amino acids. Gene Ontology annotation, molecular function: phosphatidylinositol transfer activity.